AAUAAAAAACGCCAGUUUCUCUUCCACCUUCGAGGUGCUAUCAUGUGCUCCAAGCGGACUCUCGCGCUUCCAGAGGUGCAAGAAGAGGACGACGAAGAUGCUGCAUCUGGCAGCCAACAGUCGCAAUUUCAAGUGCAGAUAAUUGUAACGCCCAUACAGGGAUGUGAUGGGGGCGCUGAGAUACGGGUCAUGGGGGGCACUCCGAGAGCCACGACUAAAAAGCUUCCUCCAAUACACACGCACGGUAAUUCAAGGCGCAGUUCACUAGAGUCUCCAUCUGCUUAUUCCAUAUGCAACAGUGUUGAAUCAAGAAGCAACAAUUUCAUCGAUUUUAAUAGAACCAAAAGUAAAACAUAUAGUAAAGUGGGUCGAAAAAUCAUCAACAGAUCUCCAAUAUUGAAGAAUGACGCGAACUCACCGACCAUGCCACCGCCACAAAUUACAGGCGAUCAAAUUUCUGAUUACCUCAUCAGCCAUCCGGAUUUCCUGGAGCGCUACAUUAUGGAAGAGGUUGAAGUGGAGCAACUGGAAAGGUGGAUCAUACGUAAAUCUCAACGUUUAAAAAAGAAACCGGAAAGUGCGAGCAGGAACGGCCGGAAAACCAGUCUUUCGAGAUGGAAGUUUUGUGUACACGCCGACAAACGCCAGAUGCUGCAGGAUCUCACUCACAGCCUACAACUAAGGCCUACGAAAGAUCACGUCCUGUGGGAAUUGGCCAACUGCAUUUGUUCUGCCGUUAAUGCAGACGGGUUUAGGUUGUAUCUGGUGGAUAAAGGUGAUCCCGAAAGUUUAGCCCUCUUUUUAGGAAUUGAGUGCAAGAAUGAAAAUGGAGAGCCCAAGUUACAGAAAAUAAAAAGUGGAGUCAGCGUUCCAUUGUAUGUUGCCAAAACUCUUGAACCUGUGAGACUUUCCAGAGGCGAGGCAGAUCCUCGUUUUCCGGAUGGAAUACCAAACGAUGGGGACAUCGCCCAUGUUUUAUGUCAAGCGCUAAUGCAGCCCGACGGGCAAUUAGCCGCAGUCCUCGAAAUGUGGCGUCGCGAGCACGAGGGCCCCUUCUACGAAGAGGACGAGGAAAUCGCAUCCAGUUAUCUAGUCUGGGGUGGGAUAGCUCUGCACUACGCCCACCUUUAUCUCAACAUGAACAAGCAGAAGAAGCUCAACGAUUUUCUCCUGGCUGUGGUCAAAUCGAUUUUCCAAGAUAUGGUCAGCAUGGACAUGCUGGUGAUGAAAAUAAUGAACUUUGCUCAAAGACUAGUGGAUGCGGAUCGCGCGUCCCUAUUUCUGGUUGACAAUAAGAGCAAAGAAUUAUAUGCCACUAUAUUUGAUGUGGGAGUUGAGAAAGAUCAAGUUGAAUGUUCGAAUGGCAGCGGUGACAACGAGGAGUUUGGGAAAGUCGACACGUCAAAGGAGAUUCGGUUUCCUCUGGGGACGGGAAUCGCAGGCCAGGUGGCUAUGACCGGGGAAGUUCUCAACAUCAAAGACGCCUAUGCUGAUUCGAGGUUUAACCGCACGGUCGAUCAACUUACAGGUUAUCGAACCAACACCAUCCUCUGCAUGCCCAUUUUCAUUCGAGGCUCAGUGAUCGGCGUGGUCCAGAUGGUGAACAAACAUUCCGGCCUAUUUACCAUCGAGGACGAGGAAGCGUUCGAAAUGUUUGCCGUUUACUGUGGACUGGCCUUACAUCACGCCAAACUUUACGACAAAAUCCGCAAAUCCGAGCAGAAAUAUAGAGUGGCUCUCGAAGUAUUAAGUUACCACAAUAGCUGUACCGAGGAGGAAUAUCAAAUUGCAGUGCGCGAGGGAAUUCCGGAGAAAAUUGUAGGAAUCGACGAUUACUACUUCAAUCCCUUCCAAAUCGAAGAUUUCCAUAAAGCCAUCUACGCGAUGUACAUGUUCAUCGACCUCUUCGGCCUCGCCAGAUUCGACAAGAAUUGCCUCAUGAGGUUCUCGCUCACUGUGAAAAAGAAUUACAGAAGGGUGCCCUAUCAUAAUUGGACGCACGGCUUCUCCGUCGCCAACUCCAUGUACAGCCUCAUAAAGCAUUCGGCGGGCGCUUUUCGCCCAAACGAAUGCCUGGCAUUGUACAUAGGGGCACUGUGUCAUGAUCUCGACCACCGCGGGAAGAACAACAAAUUUAUGUUGGACACGGAAUCGCCUCUGGCUGCCAUCUAUUCCACAUCCACCAUGGAACACCACCAUUUCAAUCAAACGGUGACCAUUUUGCAACAGGAGGGCCAUAAUAUCUUUGCCAAACUCUCGAGUUCUGAGUACAAACAAGUCCUAAGUUUGCUUAAGCACUGCAUCCUCGCCACCGACUUAGCAGUGUUCUUCCCCAACAAAGCUAAACUAAGCCAAUUGGUCCAAAGCAACGCGUUCUCCUGGAACAACUUAGAGCACCGGUUAUUACUGCAAGCCAUUUCGAUGACCGGCAGUGAUCUCAGUGCGAGCGCCAAGCCGUGGGACAUCCAAGUCGAGACCGUUAAAGUCAUCUUCGAGGAGUUUUACGAGCAAGGAGAUGCCGAAAGACAAGCUGGCAGAAAACCCAUUCCGAUGAUGGACAGGCACCAGCCGGACCAACAAGCCGCCUCUCAAGUGGGCUUUUUGACGGGAAUUUGUGUUUCUUGCUAUAGUUUGCUUUAUACUUUGAUUCCUGAAACUAAACCGUUAUUGGACAUGUGUCAGGAAAAUUUGGAGCGUUGGCGGAAAAUCGACAAUGAAAUCAAAGAAAAACAAAUACAAAACUGAUCAAAUCAAACAACACGUUCCUCCUUUGUCGUUUAUUGUCAACAAAUGUUUUAAUGUUUAAGUAAGAGAUGUGGUAGUUUAGAACAUUCAACCUUUCGUAGUGCCUUUAGGUUUUAUGAUUAAAUUACGAAAUAAUUUUAUUUUUGUACAUUUUUUUCGAAUCGUAAUAAAUGUAAGUGGAUUACAGGGUGUUCAAGAAUCGGGGCACCAACUCUGUGGAAAAUGGCAGGUAGGUUAAAAAUUGUAGAAAAAACUAGGUAUUAAAGUCUUCGAUAAAUAAUGUGGCAACUAUGGAUGACUAUAAAUUAGGAGACGAAACGCAAGAUUUUCUGAACCCAAAAAAAUAGUACGGCAGAGUAAAAAUGAGGGCGCUUCCAGCGUUAUACAGUCUCGGUGCCAAAUCAUUAUAAAUAAAUUUAAAUCCAAACGAUUCACUAAUUACUUGGAAAAAAUGCGUAAAUGUUAAGCUUUGCAUUCUUAGACUGAGAAAAAUUGAUGACUAAAAUUUUCGUAAGAAACAUGGUCCCGUAUUUUUCAAGACGCUGCGCAUACGGUUAAAGAUACAAGAAAAAAGUUAAGAAGAAAUUUGUAGAGAAUUAAAUUUUCCUUAAAAAAGUCCGCGAGACUGUAUCUCUAUCUUCAACGGUUUAGGACCUAAAGACGAUGACACGACGAAUUUUUUCAUUUUAGCGGUGGUCAGGUAACGGAAAGUUAAUUUAUUCCUAAACUAUAGAAGAUAAAAAUAUGGUGUCGCGGACUUUUUUGUAGGAAAUUUAAUUUUCUACAACUUUGUUCGUUACACUUUUUUGUAUCUUUUACCGUAUUCCCAACGUUUUGAUAAAUAUGCGACGGUGCGCAAAGAAUUACCGCUUAAAGUUAUCAAUUUGCGUUCCACCUUAUAUUUUUGUGAACGCUAUGAAUACGGUUGAAGAUACAAAAAAAGUGUAAAGAACAAAGUUGUAGAGAAUUAAAUUUUCUACAAAAAAGUCCGCGACACCAUAUUUCUACCUUCAACCGUUUAAGUAUAAAUUAAUUUUCCAAUACUUGACCACCGGCAAAAUGAAGCAAAUCCGUCACUUGAGCGUUUUUGAACCACUUUGGGGCCUAAAUGGUUGAAGAUAGAGAUAUAGUUCGAACUUUUUUGUAGGAAAUUUAAUUUUCUACAACUUUGUUUCUUACACUUUUUUUGUAUCUUUAACCGUAUUCCCAACGUUUUGAUAAAUAUACGACGGUGCGCAAAGAAUUACCGCUUAAAGUUAUCCAUUUACGUUCCACCUUAUAUUUUUGCAAACGCUGUGAAUACGGUUGAAGAUACAAAAAAAGUGUACGGAACAAAAUUGUAGAGAAUUAAAUUUUCUACAAAAAAGUCCGCGACACCAUAUUUCUAUCUUCAAUGGUUUAAGUAUAAAUUAAUUUUCCAAUACUUGACUACCGGCAAAAUGAAGCAAAUCUGUCGCUUGAGCGUCUUUGAACUACUUUGGGGACUAAACAGUUAAAGAUAAGGAUAUGGUCUCGGGGACUUUUUGAUAGGAAAUUUGAUUCUCUACAACUUUCUUCCUAACAUUUUUUUUAUAUCUGUAACCGUAUUCGCAGCGUUUUGAAAAAUAUGGGGCAGAGUUCAAAUUGGUAAAAGUUUGAUUUUUUUUUAAAUAUUGUUUACGAUAAACUUUUUGCAUUAUAUUUAUGUCCUACUAUUGUGAAUUUAAUGCUCUGUCUGUCGUAUUUUUUACGUUUGUUAUACAAAUACAAUAUUUUUUUCAAUUUUACUAUUCUGAAAACUUAGGUAAUGGAACGACUGCGCUCUCUGGCGACAUUAACGGAACUAUCGAAAACUGGUACGUUUUAUUUGUACGUCCUUUCAUAUCCUAACCUUUAAAUAUCCGUAGUGGCAACGUAUCUAACAAUCGUGACCGCAAUAUAAUUUGAUUAACAAUAAUUUUAAUAUUUUUUCAAGAUUUUUUCCGUGAUCUACACUUACUUGCUUAGUUGGUGUGCCAAUUUUUGAACACCUUCUAUUUCAGAUUUUCUAAACUGUGAAUGCUUCAAACUGUAUACACUACAAAGCAAUAUUUUACCUACAUGUUUUCUUAUAUCGAAUAUUUUCAAUUUACAGAAUCAAAAUGAUUACUUCUGAACAUUUUUCUACAGUAUUGAUAUCAUAGGUAUUUAAAAUAUGUAUCAACGUCUGACCAAACUGUAUAUACUGAUUAUGUGUCUCUUUUUAAAGUGUCUUUAAAAACAGGAUGUUGGAUGGAAAUCGUCCACUAUAAAAUGUGUCCACAAAAAAUUUACGAGCUAACGGUGGAAUUAAUUAAAAAUUGUUAAUUCGUUUUAUGGCCACGUUAUAUUGGACGUUUUCUAUUAAAAGUCUUGUGAAAAUUAUCUAUUUUUUGUAUAUAAUAUUAAAUUAGUUGAAUCCUUUUAGCUCUUGAGAUGUAUUUAUUAUUAUAUUUCACAAUAUUGUUUCUAGUCCUCAUACGUGCUGUAACGUUUUAUUAACAUUAAUAUUGUUUUUAUUUUAAGUAGAAUAGUUAAUUUGACGAUGAAAUUGUUUUAUGUACCUACCUAUUUUACGUCUCCAAAUAAAAAUUAUUUGUGUUUA
This is a messenger RNA of Tribolium castaneum (red flour beetle), 5347 nucleotides long. Its product is annotated as probable 3',5'-cyclic phosphodiesterase pde-5. The transcript has 11 exons. The record is from RefSeq and is a predicted model, not a curated record. Gene Ontology annotation, molecular function: protein binding; 3',5'-cGMP-stimulated cyclic-nucleotide phosphodiesterase activity. Lineage: Eukaryota; Metazoa; Arthropoda; Insecta; Coleoptera; Tenebrionidae. The coding region runs from base 43 to 2745 and encodes 900 amino acids. Gene Ontology annotation, biological process: signal transduction; negative regulation of receptor guanylyl cyclase signaling pathway.